UUAUAUUAUAUUCGCAAUGGUGAGAUUGAGAAAGGCGUGCAGGUCGUCCUCGCCUCCGCGCAUCACACCGCACUUGCAGACUUUAGACUGAAAUCGCACCUCCUCGACUCCUCCGCUCCUUCAACAUGGCCUCUACCUCAAUUCCCAUAUCCACCGCCCUCAACGCCCACUCCCUUCACUCUCCUCUUCAACAUUUCCCUAAAUUUCCUUCCUUAUCACUCACCCCUGCCCUCACUCUAUUCCGCCCUUCUCAACUCACUCUCACCCUCCAACGCUCUGCAAAUGCUUCUUCUCUUCCCGUUGUUAGAGCCCACAACUCUCCAGAUUACAUACCUGACGCCAAGUUCUACAAAGUUGAAGCCAUUCUAAGACCCUGGAGGAUCCCGCAGGUUUCUUCGGCCUUGCUGAAAAUGGGAAUUCGUGGGGUUACAGUUUCUGAUGUACGGGGCUUUGGUGCUCAAGGUGGCUCGACAGAAAGACAUGCUGGCUCUGAAUUUUCUGAAGACAAAUUUGUUGUGAAAGUUAAGAUGGAGGUUGUUGUGAGCAAAGAUCAGGUUGAAGAGGUCAUUCAAAAGAUAAUAGAGGAGGCAAGAACUGGAGAAAUCGGUGAUGGCAAGAUUUUCCUGACUCCUGUGUCAGAUAUAAUAAGAGUUCGCACAGGUGAGCGUGGAGAAAAAGCUGAGAGAAUGACAGGAGGAAGGGCUGAUAUGUUCUCUGCUGGAUCCUCGGCUUGAGUUUCUAGAUGAACUUUGAGUCCGCUGCCUCAGUUGGGAAUUUUAAACUUUAGUGGUAGUUGCUCUGGAGAUAUUACUCAAGCUUAUGCUAUAACCCUGUCUUGCAAUAGAACAGAUGAAGAAGAAGUAGAGCUAGUCUAUCCUGUAGCAUAUGCAUUGUUGCACAAUUUUCAAAUGAAUAUUUAAUAAAAUAUGCUGGUGUGGAGGUGGGAAGAGUUUUUUCAUAAUUUAUGGAUGUAAGUAGUUGUAUUUUAGCAUUCAGAGUCGUAUUUGUUGAAUA
This is a messenger RNA of Sesamum indicum (sesame), 1014 nucleotides long. RefSeq names its product nitrogen regulatory P-II-like protein (gene GLB1). Gene Ontology annotation, biological process: regulation of nitrogen utilization. Lineage: Eukaryota; Viridiplantae; Streptophyta; Magnoliopsida; Lamiales; Pedaliaceae. Gene Ontology annotation, molecular function: enzyme regulator activity; ATP binding. Gene Ontology annotation, cellular component: chloroplast thylakoid; cytosol. The record is from RefSeq and is a predicted model, not a curated record.